CUCAAUCAGUUCUGAAAAGACUCAAAUCUUGGCUGAAUUAGAGAAAAUUAAAGAGGAACGGCAACAUAUAGAGGAAGAAUGCCUUGAACUCAAAGCCGAACUGAAAAAAAUAGUUGAAGAACGUGACACCUUAGCUGGGUUGAUUAAUAUAAUGAAAGUAAAAUGGGAGAAAGAAUACCAAAAUCUUCAGGCAAAAUAUCAAGAAUCAGAGCUUAAUAUAACAUUGUUAGAAUCUCGAGUAAUGGAAUUACAGCAAGAACAUGUAAGAACACAAAGCGAACUAUAUGAACUUAGAAGUUCUCGAGAAGUAGAAUCGGAAAAACUGCAAGCAGUCGAGAACCAAAAGGCCGCUUUGUCAAAGUUUUUUGAGGAUCAACAGAAUGGUGUUCAGAUGAUGAUGAAAGGGAUAGCCGCUGAAAGGGAAGCUUGGCAACGGAAAGAAACAGAACUUGUAGAACAACAAUUAAUCAUACAAGAAACAAUGAAAAGAAAAGAGACCGAAGUUGAUGCAUUACGUAAAGAAUUAGAGAAUGUAUUAGCAGACAAAAGAGCAAUAAAACAAAAAUUAAUAGAUGCUGGUAAAGAAAAUGUUGAAGCAAAUGGACGAAUUCGAGAAUUGGAAGCAGAAAAAAAACGGAAUGAGAAUGAGUUAGCAAAAUUGAAGAAUGUAGAAGGGAAAUUUUCAAUUCAAUUAGGAGAUUCCAAGAAACAGAUUGAAAAACAUAAAGCACAAAUAUUGACACUUACGAAAAAAGUAGCAGAAGCCGAAACAGAAAAAAGAAAGAUAAUACAAGCAUUUGAAAAAACGAUGGCAACAACCGAAAGAAAUAGUGUCUAUUUAAAGAAUGAACUUGAUUUAAUGAAACAAGAAAAGGAAAAUCUCAUUCGCAAUAAAUUUCAUGAAAAGGAAAAGCUUAUGAGCAAAAAAUUUCACGGAAGUUCGUUUUUAACGCAGUUUGGAAUCAGCGAAGAACCAAUUAUUGAUGGUAAUGAUAAAAUUGACAUAUUAGAACAACGGGUAGUUGAAUUAGAAAACUCGUUGAAAACAUCAAAUUUAGAAUGUGAUCGAUUGAGAGAAACGCUGGCAGAUGUACAAUUCAAGUAUUUGGAUACAAUAAAUGACAAAGAUCAAUUAAUACUAACGAAACGUGAACUAGAUAAAAAGGUUAAAGCACUAAAUGAUCAGUUAGAAGAUGUGUUGGCAAAAAAUGUAGAAUUGGUGACUCAGAUGUCUUCAAGAUAA
This is a messenger RNA of Racocetra persica, 1243 nucleotides long. The record is from the annotation of a GenBank genome assembly. NCBI's taxonomy places the organism in Eukaryota, Fungi, Glomeromycota, Glomeromycetes, Diversisporales, Gigasporaceae.